GCGCUGAGGACAUCCCGGUGAGAAGGGCUGCGGGUAAGGUGGGCAGGCACUCCAGCAUAGGACUUGGAGGUCUGUGUUGGUGCAGACGCUGCGGUGAGGGAGCUGUGACGAGCGCGGGAAGCCAUCCAGCAGAGUGGCGGUCUGUGCGCCGGGUGCCGCGGUGUCUCCAGUGUGGAGGACUGGAGAGACCGCCUCCAGCCGCCUGUGAACCGAGAUUUGGAUGUUCUUGGCUUUUGGGGUCCCUGCGUUUCGCCUCUCCCCGCCGCUCGGCCCCGCCCCGUCUCGUCCGGGUCGGCGGGUGCGGUACAGCCGCUGUGCUUGGUGGAGUCAUGGCAGUGCCUUUUGUGGAAGACUGGGAUUUGGUACAAACCCUGGGAGAAGGUGCCUAUGGAGAAGUUCAACUUGCUGUGAAUAGAAGAACUGAAGAAGCAGUUGCUGUGAAGAUUGUAGACAUGAAGCGUGCCAUAGACUGUCCAGAAAAUAUUAAGAAAGAGAUCUGCAUCAACAAAAUGUUAAAUCAUGAGAAUGUGGUGAAAUUCUAUGGCCACAGGAGGGAAGGCAAUAUCCAGUAUCUAUUUCUGGAGUACUGUAGUGGAGGAGAACUUUUUGAUAGAAUAGAGCCAGACAUAGGCAUGCCUGAACAAGAUGCUCAGAGGUUCUUCCAUCAACUCAUGGCAGGAGUGGUUUAUCUGCAUAGCAUUGGAAUAACUCACAGGGAUAUUAAACCAGAAAACCUCCUCUUAGAUGAAAGGGAUAACCUCAAAAUUUCUGACUUUGGUUUGGCCACGGUGUUUCGGCAUAAUAAUCGUGAGCGCUUGUUGAACAAGAUGUGUGGUACUUUACCUUAUGUUGCUCCAGAACUUUUAAAGAGAAAAGAAUUUCAUGCAGAACCAGUUGAUGUUUGGUCCUGUGGAAUAGUACUUACUGCAAUGUUGGCUGGAGAAUUACCAUGGGACCAGCCCAGUGAGAGCUGUCAAGAAUAUUGUGAUUGGAAAGACAAAAAAACAUACCUCAACCCUUGGAAAAAAAUUGAUUCUGCUCCUCUGGCUUUGCUUCAUAAAAUUCUAGUUGAAAAUCCAUCAGCAAGGAUUACUAUCCUGGACAUCAAAAAGGAUAGAUGGUAUAACAAACCACUUAAGAAAGGAGCAAAGAGGCCCCAAGUGACUUCAGGUGGUAUGUCAGAGUCUUCUAGUGGAUUCUCCAAGCACAUUCAUUCUAAUUUGGAUUUUUCUCCAGUAAAUAGUGCUUCUAGUGAAGAAAAUGUGAAGUUUUCUAGUUCCCAGCCAGAACCACGGACAGGUCUUUCCUUGUGGGAUACCAGUCCUUCAUACAUCGACAAACUGGUACAAGGGAUCAGCUUUUCACAACCUACAUGUCCUGAUCAUAUGCUUGUGAAUAGUCAGUUGCUUGGUACCCCUGGAUCCUCACAGAACCCCUGGCAGCGCUUGGUCAAAAGAAUGACACGAUUCUUUACCAAAUUGGAUGCAGACAAAUCUUAUCAGUGCCUGAAAGAGACUUGUGAGAAGUUGGGCUAUCAGUGGAAGAAGAGUUGUAUGAAUCAGGUUACUGUAUCAACAACUGAUAGAAGAAACAAUAAGUUGAUUUUCAAAAUAAAUUUGGUAGAAAUGGAUGAGAAGAUACUGGUUGACUUCCGGCUUUCUAAGGGUGAUGGAUUAGAGUUCAAGAGACACUUCCUGAAGAUUAAAGGGAAGCUCAGUGAUGUUGUGAGCAGCCAGAAAGUUUGGUUUCCUGCCACAUGAUCCAGCCUUCAGCUCUGGGGAUUCUUGGUGAAUAUAGUGCUGCUAUGUUGAUAUUAUUCUUCCUAGAGAAGAUGAUCCUAUUCUGCAAACUGCAAACAGUAGUUCCUGAAGAGUUCUCUUCUUUAUCCAGAUAGCUUCCAAUUCUUUGUAUGUUUAGCAUACAAAUAAUACUUUAUCUUAACUGUAAGUGAUACUUUGGGGAAGGGAUGGAGCAGAAUCAUUAGAUAUUCUUCAGCUGUGUUUAAUUGUCUUAAUUUGAAACCUAUCUGGUAGAACCCAAAUUUGGGGUACAUGAGUUUGACAGCUUUAAUACCAAUAUAAUGUCACUUAAAAAAAAAAUAGAACAUUUUGUUUCACCCAAACAUACAUAUUCUCUGCUUAUCCAAUUGUAAAGAUGAUUGAGCAAAAACCUUGUGAUUUUGGACAGUAGAUAAAACUUUUUGAAAUAUAAUGAUUAAAAUCACAAAUAGGGAUUUUUUUGUUUUUUCUGGUGUAGCUAGUAAAAUAUAAAACACCAUUGGUCUUUUAAGAGGUCGAGUGUAAACUCUAGUGCUUAACUGACUUUUCUCUAAAAAUUACUGUUGCACAUCUUAAGUAUUUUUCAAUAUUAUUUUCUCAUUCACAGCCAUAUUUUAAUUUUUUUACUAUAGAAAUAAAUUCUGUUUUGAAAAUAAAAUCUAA
This is a messenger RNA of Nannospalax galili (Upper Galilee mountains blind mole rat), 2441 nucleotides long. RefSeq names its product checkpoint kinase 1 (gene Chek1). Gene Ontology annotation, cellular component: nucleus; site of double-strand break; cytoplasm. NCBI's taxonomy places the organism in Eukaryota, Metazoa, Chordata, Mammalia, Rodentia, Spalacidae. The coding region runs from base 330 to 1760 and encodes 476 amino acids. The transcript has 13 exons. Gene Ontology annotation, biological process: mitotic G2 DNA damage checkpoint signaling; protein phosphorylation. Gene Ontology annotation, molecular function: protein serine/threonine kinase activity; ATP binding. The record is from RefSeq and is a predicted model, not a curated record.